CCCGAAGCAAGAAUCUGAGUCAUCCCCUUUUGUUGUAAAAUGGACCCUCAAAUCCUACUCGCAAUCAUCCUCUUUGCCUUGACAGUCAUUUGGAUAUGGAUGAACAAAUCCAGUUGCAAAACACAGCAAGGAAAACUACCCCCAGGGCCAUGGAAACUGCCUCUCAUUGGCAACAUGCAUCACUUCAUUGGCUCCCUUCCACAUCGCUGCCUCAGAGAUUUGGCCAACAGACAUGGCCCUGUCAUGUACUUACAACUUGGCGAGCUCUCCAAUUUCGUCAUUUCUUCACCGGAAGCAGCUCAAGAUGUGAUGAAAACACAUGACCUGAAUUUCUCUAGCAGGCCAUAUCACCCUGCUGCAAGGAUCCUGUUUUACGAUUUCACAGAUAUCGGUUUCGCUCCUUAUGGAGACUAUUGGAGGCAGCUGAGGAAAAUUUGCACUUUGGAACUGUUGAGUGCUAAACGAGUUCAGUCGUUCCGAGCUAUCAGGGAAGAAGAGGUAUCGAAUUUCGUUUCUUCCAUUCGUUCCAAGGCCGGAUCACCUGUUAACCUUAGAAAAUUGUUGCGAGCAUUGACGUCUAAUAUCACCGCCAGGGCUGCCUUUGGUGCAAAAUGCAAAGACCGUGAAGCUUUCUCUCAAGUGGUCCAGGAAGCAGUCGAGAUUGUUGGAGGCUUUAGUCUUGCUGAUGCCUUCCCUUCCUUCAAAUUACUUCAACUCCUGAGCGGAAGAAGCUUUCAACUCGAAAAGCUGCACAGAAAAUCGGACAAGAUUCUCGAAAACAUCAUCCAACAACACAGAGCCGAUCGUUCGAACACAAAGAGUGGUGACAAAGAUGAACAGAAUGAUCUGGUUCACGUUUUGUUAAAUCUUCAGGAGCAUGGAAAUCUCGAAAUACCAUUAACCGACUCUAAUAUCAAGGCAGUGGUCCAGGACAUGUUUUCUGCUGGAGGGGAGACAACAUCCAUGACCAUAGAAUGGGCAAUGUCUGAAAUGUUAAAAAAUCCAAAAGUUUUGGAAAAGGCACAAGCAGAGGUGAGGCACGUCUUCAAUAAAAGAGGAGAGGUAAAUGAAGAGAGCCUCUCCGAAUUAAAGUACCUAAAAUUAGUCAUGAAGGAAACAUUGAGAUUACAUCCUGCACUGCCAUUGCUGCUACCAAGAGAAAGCAAGGAAAACUGUAAAAUCAAUGGAUACGAGAUACCAGCCAAGUCUAGAGUCAUAAUCAAUGGAUGGGCAAUUGGGAGAGAUCCCAAGUAUUGGACAGAAGCCGAAACAUUCAAUCCAGAAAGAUUUCUUAACAGUUGGAUUGAAUUCAAAGGAGUUAAUUUUGAGUACAUUCCAUUUGGUGCUGGGAGGAGGAUUUGUCCAGGCAUAGCAUUCGGCAUGGCCAAUGUUGAGCUUCCAAUUGCACAAUUGUUGUAUUAUUUUGAUUGGAAACUUGGUGAUGGAAGAAAAUUGGAAGAGCUGAACAUGGACGAAGUCUUCGGGGCCACAGUAGCAAAGAAGCAUGAGCUUUGCUUAGUUCCCAUUCCAUAUCAUUCCGCUGCACAUUAAAUUAUGUUUGACUUCGAAUUAUGGGGUUUGCUUUUAUCCAAUAUCGACGCGGCCUAAAUCUCGGAAUAAGAUUUUC
Molecule: messenger RNA, 1627 nt
Organism: Hibiscus syriacus
Lineage: Eukaryota; Viridiplantae; Streptophyta; Magnoliopsida; Malvales; Malvaceae
Product: cytochrome P450 71D9-like
Exons: 2
Coding region: 40-1551 (503 amino acids)
Molecular function (GO): oxidoreductase activity, acting on paired donors, with incorporation or reduction of molecular oxygen; monooxygenase activity; heme binding
Source: RefSeq, a predicted model, not a curated record